Messenger RNA from Zingiber officinale, 2062 nucleotides. RefSeq lists its product as uncharacterized. The record is from RefSeq and is a predicted model, not a curated record. Lineage: Eukaryota; Viridiplantae; Streptophyta; Magnoliopsida; Zingiberales; Zingiberaceae. Bases 573 to 1811 code for a protein of 412 amino acids. The transcript has 7 exons.
GAAUUGGGUGAUCAUGUUUCAGUUGAAUCUGGUUUGCCUGCGCUCUCUAGUCUCUCCGAUGAAAGAGACGAGUCGACUGUAAGCAGGUCGGAGAUGGAGCACAGCAGCAGCGGACCACCACCAUCCCGAGGCAGUGGCCGAGGCAGAGCAUCUUUCGUCGACGAGGCGCAAGACGACAUCCAUCGCUGCGCUGUUGUUUGCUCUCCCUCCGCUACGCUCCAAUCCUAGCGGGAUAUUCAUGUAGAGAGCGCGAAAGUGCCACCGACGCAGUGAUUGAUCCAUCACUGGGCCUUUGUUUUUGGCUCCACUCGCGCUACCUGGCCGAUCUGCUCCCUUCCACCGGAUGACGCCAAUGGCAUGUUGCUGACAACAAGACAAGGAGAGCAGAACGAAUCGACGGAUGGAAAGGGAGCGGAACUGUUCCUCUUUGGAUAAGAACGUCGGGGUGAUGUCUUUCAGCGGCCGCGCUAGAGGAGCGAAGGCGAAGUGAUGAGGACAGAGAAACCCUAAACAGGGAAGGGGUGGGUUGGGAAAGGUGCUGCCUUUGCUCGCAUCUCUAUAGCUAGCGAAGAAUGGCAGCGCAUCUCGGCGUGAGCCUUGCCGUGGCGGCGCUUCUCUGGUUAUCGUGUGCAGAUGCCCUUGGGCAAGAAUAUUCAGCCGCGGCCGCCCGGCACAAAUUGAAGGCGAUUCGGCACCUUAAGCGGCUCAACAAGCCCCCCGUUAAGACCAUCACGAGUCCUGAUGGGGACACAAUUGACUGUGUUCAUGUCUCUCGCCAACCAGCCUUCGAUCACCCCUUCCUCAGAAACCACACCUUACAGAUGAGGCCUACUUUCUUCCCCGAAGGUAUCGUGAACAAUGUUGAAUCCCACAAGAAAGACCACUCAAUGGCUCAGGCGUGGCACCAAAAUGGGAGGUGUCCCGAGGAGACAGUACCCAUCAGGAGAACAAAGAUGGGUGAUGUGCUUAGAGCAAGCUCUGUGAAAAGGUAUGGGAAGAAGAAGCACAGAACCGCCCCAAUGUCGGUGUCUAUUGACCCUGACCUUGUCAAUGAGAGUGGCCACCAGCACGCAAUUGCUUAUGUAGAGGGAGAUAAGUAUUAUGGGGCAAAAACUACCAUAAACGUGUGGAGACCAAAGAUUCAGCAGGCCAAUGAGUUCAGCUUGUCUCAGCUCUGGAUUUUAGGGGGAGCAUUUGGGGAUGAUCUCAAUAGUAUUGAAGCUGGUUGGCAGGUCAGUCCAGAGCUCUAUGGAGAUAACAAUACAAGGUUAUUUACUUAUUGGACUAGCGAUGCUUAUCAAGCGACAGGGUGCUACAAUCUUCUAUGCUCAGGAUUCAUCCAGGUCAACAAUGACAUUGCUAUGGGUGCCAGCAUAUACCCCCUUUCCAACUACCAUGGAUCACAGUAUGACAUCAGUAUACUCGUUUGGAAGGAUCCACAGGAGGGGCAUUGGUGGAUUCAAUUUGGAAAUGACUAUGUCCUGGGCUACUGGCCUUCGUUCCUGUUUUCCUACUUGGCAGACAGUUCAUCGAUGAUUCAAUGGGGAGGGGAGGUGGUCAAUUCACAGCUCGAGGGCGAGCAUACAUCAACAGAGAUGGGCAGUGGCCAUUUUCCCGAAGAAGGCUUCGGCAAGGCAAGCUACUUCAGGAACAUACAGAUAGUGGAUGAGUCCAACAAUCUGAGAACACCUAUGGAGGUCGGUACAUUCACUGAGGAACCCAGCUGCUAUGACAUACGGAAUGGCAAUAAUGACGACUGGGGUCACUACAUUUAUUAUGGUGGUCCUGGUAGGAACAAUAAUUGUCCAUAGAAUGGGCAUUCGAGUUGGAGCCCUUCAACACUUGUCGAGUACUAGGCAAUUGUGAAAUCUACUACAAUCUUUGGGUGUUUUAUCCAUCGUUUUCCCAUGUGUGAUUUUAUGUCGAGGAACAAUGAUUGUCCACGAAGGUCAUUUGGGUUGGAAUCUUACAACACUAGUCCUAGGCAAUUGUGAAGGAAGGAACUUUGUGUUGAUAUUUUACCUACUACUGUGUCUCUUUAACAUGUUGCUUAUUGUAGCCA